GCUUAAUUUUACUUCACAAAUCCUCUUAAUAAAAUAGCAAAUCAACUUAAACCCUGUGGGAAGAAGAAAAUUUUAAUAUGAGAACUGAGAAGUAUGCUUAAACCCUUUGAAUAAACCUUGAACUUGAUACAAUAGAUUAAAUCACAUCAUCAAUCACCCUCAUAUAAUUUUUGUGGAAGAGGGUUACUUAAGUAUCAGGGAGUUGUGUAUGCAGGCCAACUGUUUGAUAUGUGUUCUCACAGAACAUGAGCCUAUACUUUCUCGUUUUCACUUAAGUUUUUUAGCCAUGAGAACAAUCUAGUCCAAAUUUUAUUGGGGUGUUCAUGAUUCUUGGCGUGUUUAUGUGAUGACUAUACGUCGCGGUUUAAGCACAGUUAGAGCUAAUUCUUUGUUGUCUAGCUUAGGAUACUCGAGCUGCUAUAUAAGAUUGUUGCCAGUGUGCUUUAGUAGAGUGUUUCUGUUUGAUGUACUUACUGUCCAAUGCCGUUGUUUUUCGAGAAAGCCAUGUGGGAAUCAGGUUGCGCUUUAUCUCCAGAGAGCAAAGCUGAUUGAUUCGAUUCGGCUUAUUAUGCGUUCUAGUUCUCUAGAGUUUUUGGUGCCUGUUCUAAAUGAUCCGGCUCUGGACUCGUUUGUGGUGACAAAUGCUCUAAAUUCAGCUCCUUCUCCGGAGUCUGCGUUGUUCUUGGUGGAGAGUCUGAAGGGCAUUCCACAUUUUAGGCAUACCCAACAUAGUCUCCAUGCAUUGGCUAAGAUUCUUGCGAAAGCUGGACAGGUUGCUAAACUUAAGGCCCUUAUUAAUGGAAUUGAUUCUGGGAAAUUUAUCAAUGUUGCACGUGUUAGUUUUAUGGAUAAGAUGAGGUGGUUGGCUGCUGCUGGGGACCUUGAUGAGGUCCUUUCUGUCUGGAAGGAGUGGAGAGCAGUGCAGAAUCGCCCAUGUACCGAGUCUUAUAACAUUAUCAUGGCACUUUGUGCGCAGACGCAUAAAGACUCUGAGGUUGUGAAGACAUUCUGCAGGUUGAUUGAUGAAGGAGGGCUUCCAAAUGCGAGGACAUAUACGGUAAUCAUUGAGCACCUUGUAAAUUUAGAGAAACUGGAUGAAGCAAUGCAGGUUUUCCAAAUACUGCCUUCAAUGAGGAUUAAACGGACGUUAAGGCAGUACUCAGUUUUGGUAGGGGCAUUCACUGAUACUGGUCAAUUUGAUAUGGUUAAAAUUUUACUUGAUAAUAUGCACAUUGAUGCAAUAUUGCCUGGUCGAGCCAUGCAUUCAUCUUUACAGCGCAUGCAGGAGGCAGGUUAUGUUGAGGAAACUACAGAAUUGGUUAAAGAAAUGUUACCAGAUCAGAGGAUUAAAAACAUCAAAUCAUCUAUAACUGAUAGUGAUUAUGACGACGAUGAUGAUGAUCAUGCAAAUGAAGACGUUGGCUCUACCCUCUGCAAUGCUGGUGAAAAUGCCGUUCAGCUGAAACCAUGGUUCGACCCAGCUGCAUUGGCUAGUGCUUUGUAUUACUGGAGACCGGAAGAGUUAUCAACACUGGAAGAUGCUAAUUUUGUAUGGACUACUCGGUUGGUUUCCAAGAUGAUUAGAAAUUUCCGUUCUGCUGAAACGGCGUGGCAGUUUUUCACUUGGGUUUCUUACCAACCAGGAUUCUGUCAUAAUGUUUACACCAUAUCAAGGAUGAUCACCAAGUUAGCUCGUGACGGGCAAGUCAAUUUGGUUGAUCAACUAUUGUUUAAAAUAAAAAGGGAGGAUAUACAAUUAUCCUUUAGCACAAUCAAGUUGAUUAUCGAUUUUUAUGGUAUAUCAGGGAAUGGUGAACCAGCGCUUAAGGUUUUCCAAGGUGCUAAAACAAUAUGUGGUACCUUAUCAACAAAUAGUCUUUUGCUCCUGUAUUCAUCUCUUCUAAGAACAUUAGCCAAGUGUAAGAUGCAUGAUAAGGCCUUAGAUAUCCUAGAUGAAAUGAUACUGUGCGGAAUCCUUCCAGAUAUUCAAACAUUUUCAGGAUUGAUGCACCACUUUGCUCUCCAAGGAGAAAUAAAAACAGUGCAGAGACUCUUUGCAAUGGUAAAACAGAGUGAGAUGAACCCCGAUGCCUACAUGUACCAGAUUCUUAUUACUGCGUACUGCAAGUCUGAAAGAUCUGCUCUUGCUUUGAGGGUUUUUGAGGAUAUGAGGAAUGCUAACCUGAUGCUUGAUGUUUCGACAAAGGAUUUUCUAGUGAAUAGUCUUUGGAAGGAAGGUAAGCUCCGAGAGGCUGCCUCUGUAGAAGAAAAAAGCCAGGAGAUCAGUAAUGUUCCUCCACUUGCAUUGUCUGGUCAGUUGUUCACUGUGAGUUCUUCAGAUCUUGCAACGGUUUAUAAGAUUUACUCGGACAGCUUGGAAUCUAUGUGCUGAAAUCGUGAGUGGAUUAAAAGUAAGAGUUUUUUGUAAUGUAGUAUGUGAAUUGGAUGGUGGUCAAGGUGAUAUGAUAACAUCUGAACUAUAUAUAACAUGAGUUUGAAAUCCUUCUAGAUUUCUUUUCCCAGUGCUUCAAUAUAUUUUUUGAACUUGGUGACAAACUUUUGCUUGUUCUUUUCUUUAACCUUUCUGCUUAUCUUAGAACCCAAUCCUAAGCAGUUUAUUGAUUGUUUUACUGAUUAUACUCUUGAACCCAAUCCUCCCUUGGACUAUGUAGUAUAUGUGACUUGCACAUUAAAGGUGAAUAUUCUUGACCAAGAAUGGUUCAUGGUGAUAUAUAUGACCAAGUUACAUACUUCUCAAAUCCAUUUUCAGGCAAUUUCUUCACAGCCGGGCCUGCUACAGGCCCCUUACUUGAAGCAGAUGUUUUUUUCUUGGCUUUCUUCUCUUCGAGUUCUUUCUGGUAGUAUUUUGAAAGAACAUAGAGGAGAGGCUAUCAAGAUAGAUGGAUUCUAUCUUAUUAAAAAGCUUUGUACCCUAUAGGCGGAUCUCUAAGCUUGACAAAUUAGCCGCAUUGUGCACAGCGGAAAAAUCUACAGCCAUUCAGCCAGACCAAGUUUCACAAAGAUAGUCCCGACUCCCGAGCUCUCAUUUCUUGCUCAUUCAACUUGUCAGAUGGAUGCAAGGUCCUAGAUAUCUGGACUGGAACCAGAUGAAUCUUUGAAGUUACCCGUGCGGUCAUUGGUCGUUAAGUUUUGCUUAGUCAAGCAGUAGAUAUCUAGUGUUUUGCUUUUUAUUUGGUAGAGCUUCCUUCAAGUGGAGUGGUUUUUAAAGUAAUUAAUCUCUAUCCUUAGCAAGAACCAAAUACUUGCAGGAAA
Messenger RNA from Daucus carota subsp. sativus, 3273 nucleotides. RefSeq names its product pentatricopeptide repeat-containing protein At5g66631. The record is from RefSeq and is a predicted model, not a curated record. The transcript has a single exon. The coding region runs from base 347 to 2392 and encodes 681 amino acids. NCBI's taxonomy places the organism in Eukaryota, Viridiplantae, Streptophyta, Magnoliopsida, Apiales, Apiaceae. Gene Ontology annotation, molecular function: protein binding.